UACUACUCGGGCACUUUUGAUUAUUGCUUCUUUGUGGAUUUGUUCAUUUGUCGUAUCUUUUGUGCCACUCUUUUUAGAGUGGCAUGAACUUUCAAUGGAAGAAAUCAAAACCAUUUUCAAGGAUCUUAUUUCUGACAAGGUGAAGAACUCAGACGCGCACACUUUUUCUUUUGCGCUUGAACAAACGCUGGGAGAUAACCGGACAUCAAACCCAAAACCUGAGUGUCUUUUUGACGUACACUUUAUUUAUUCGGUCAUUUAUUCUUUGUUUUGUUUCUACAUCCCGUGCCCUUUAAUGCUGCGAAAUUACUUACGCCUGUUCUUAAUUGCUAAAAAACAUCACGUCCGGAUCAAGAAUCUCCAUCGCUUACACCAGAACCAGGGAACACAAGGCAGUAAAGCAGCCCGGACUCUCACGAUCAUCACAGGAACUUUCCUGGCGUGCUGGUUGCCUUUCUUUAUCAUCAACCCAAUUGCUGCAGCAGAUGAACACCUCAUCCCACUGGAAUGCUUCAUGGUGACCAUUUGGCUCCGCUAUUUCAACUCAUGUGUCAAUCCUAUCAUUUAUGGGACGUCCAACUCCAAAUUCCGAGCAGCUUUCCAACGCCUUUUGCGCUGUCGUUCUGUAAAGUCAACAGUUAGCAGCAUCUCCCCUGCCGCCUCAGUUUAUAAGGCGUUUUCGUGGAUACGACCCAGCCUCUUAGACGGGCCUCCAAGUGCUGUCUGUGAUACAGGACAAGAUGAAAACAGAAAGGGAGGUGGUUGCGUCACAACUAUUCCUACAGAGUCCCAUGUCAUUAUCAGCGAAGAAGAAAUACGUGCUAACGUUAUGCUGUCAGAAAGCGACACGGUAUUUUCCUGAAGAAGCUAUUUCUUUGGAAGUUGGCCCAGCCAAUGAAUCGGUAGACUGGAGAAAAAUAUUUUUUAUUAAAAAGGGUGACAGUGGGCACAAUUUCACCCAAUUCAGGGAACACGAAACAGCGCAUGAUGUUGAUAAAUUUGUACGAAAUAUCCGGUAGAUGGGAAGAACCAUAACUGUUGGGUGACACACAAUGUCGGGGUCUUCUUUGAUUCCCACACCCCACGUUAAACAGGUUUUAAACGCAUCGAUUACAGUUUUCAGAGUGUCGCCGACUAUCGAUUAAAAUUAAGCACGGGAUAAACCCUCUCCUCCUUUUUCCACACACAAAAAACCCAAAACAAAACAAAAACAAAACCCCCUAAAACAACCCU
Aplysia californica (California sea hare) is the source of this 1233-nucleotide messenger RNA. RefSeq names its product 5-hydroxytryptamine receptor 2. The record is from RefSeq and is a predicted model, not a curated record. The transcript has a single exon. Bases 95 to 862 code for a protein of 255 amino acids. Gene Ontology annotation, biological process: adenylate cyclase-activating adrenergic receptor signaling pathway. Lineage: Eukaryota; Metazoa; Mollusca; Gastropoda; Aplysiida; Aplysiidae. Gene Ontology annotation, molecular function: G protein-coupled receptor activity. Gene Ontology annotation, cellular component: membrane.